CUCUCGGCUGUCUGCUAAUAUAACCCGAAAAACAAGAGAGAGAGAGGGGGGGAGGGGGGAGGGGGUGAAUCUAACGGAAGAAAAUAGCAAUUGGAUUUUGAUUCUCACAUACCAUUGAAUUGCAGCGAAAGCUCAAAACUUUGUUGCCGAAUUUGUGAGUCUGCUGGUAAGCUUUUGUUUCUUUAAUUCUUUCAACCCCAGCACCAUGUUGGAAGCUUCAUCUUAUCCUGUCCCAAGAGAAUUACCAGCAUCAUGUGAGGAAGAGAACACGUGGAUUUAUAAUGCUUGCUGCGCUGUUGAGCUCUCAAACAAGCGGCCAUUAGAAGAUGGGGAAGAUGUUGCCUCAAGAAAGGCAGCAAAGGUGCUGGAGGGCCAUGAGAGACAGGAAAAGAUGGAGGCUCUGCAUGUUCAUUCCAUUGUGCAUACUGAUCAACCAGAUAAUCAGUAUCAAGCUGAUUGUCUGCAUGCUCUUUCAAUUGCACAAACUAAUCAACUAGAAAACCACCAUCAAGUAGAUAAUCAAUCAGAUUCGAGUUCACUCAUUAACCAACUUGGUCGAGACUUAUCAAUAAGCUGUCUCCUCCACUGCUCAAGGUCUGAUUAUGGUGCCAUUGCUUUACUCAAUAAAAGCUUCCAUUCUCUAGUUCAGAGUGGUCAGCUGUAUAAGCUGAGGCGGGAAGCAGGAAUUGUCGAGCGAUGGGUAUAUUUCUCUUGCAAUCUCCUUGAAUGGGAGGCCUAUGAUCCUAUUCGUCGUCGAUGGUUGCAUUUGCCAAGAAUUAAAUCAAAUGAAUGUUUCAUGUGUUCGGACAAGGAAUCGCUGGCUGUUGGUACAGAUCUUCUAGUUUUUGGAAAGGGAAUAGAGUCCCAUGUUAUUUAUAGAUAUAGCAUUUUAACAAACACAUGGACAUCUGGCAUGAAGAUGAACACACCCAGGUGCUUGUUUGGAUCUUCCAGUCUGGGGGAAAUUGCGAUACUUGCUGGUGGUUGUGAUCCACGUGGCAAUGUUUUGAACUCAGCGGAGCUAUACAAUUCAGAAACUGGCAUGUGGGUUGCUAUUCCAAACAUGAAUAAAGCUAGGAAAAUGUGUUCUGGACUAUUUAUGGAUGGCAAGUUUUAUGUUAUUGGUGGAAUUGGAGCUGGCAAUUCAAAGAUGCUGACAUGUGGGGAGGCAUAUGAUUUGAAAACAAGAACGUGGCAUGAGAUACCUGAUAUGCUGCCUGCUCAAAAUGGAGGGGCUGUGGUCACAGAAACACCUGCUGCAGCUGGGGCACCUCCUUUAGUUGCAGUUGUGAAUAAUGAGCUCUAUGCAGCUGAUUAUGCACAAAAGGAGGUGAGGAAAUAUGACAAAAAAAACAAUGUGUGGAUUACACUUGGGAGGUUACCUGAACAAGCAGUUUCGAUGAAUGGUUGGGGCCUGGCAUUUAGGGCAUGUGGAGAUCGACUUAUUGUUAUAGGUGGACCUAGGGCUCUAGGUGGAGGGAUGAUUGAGCUGCACUCAUGGGCUCCAGGUGAUGGUCCUCCAAAGUGGGACCUGCUUGCUAGCAAGCCUUCGGGCAGCUUUGUGUACAAUUGUGCUGUGAUGGGAUGCUGACGUGCACACCUAUAUCACCAACAUUGAGUAAUAUAUGGAAGUGCAAAUUUUGCUGUGAUGAGAUGGGAUGCUGAUGUGCACAUCGGUCACCAACUACGUGUAGCGUAUCAAUCUGCGCUGUUGGAUCAUGGCUUUGUUGAGGAGAUGUGAAUCUGGACAUCUGGUAAUCGCUGCCUUCCCUUUUGGGAUGAAUUUGGGUUUUAAUUUAGAUCCAUAGAUACAGUUUUAGGAGGUGCUGAUAACUUUGCCUUUUAUUUUUAAUUUGUUUCAUGGCUUUGUGUCGAUUUCUUCCUUCAUAGUCUGAUUGUCAUUUGUAUGUUUGGUUACCAUAAGAGCUUUGCAAAGGUGAGAAUAUCAACAGCUUGCACAGAUGAAUAAAAUUACAGUUUUAGUUUGUUGUAA
Populus trichocarpa (black cottonwood) is the source of this 1993-nucleotide messenger RNA. RefSeq names its product F-box/kelch-repeat protein At1g74510. Gene Ontology annotation, cellular component: nucleus. Bases 206 to 1591 code for a protein of 461 amino acids. The transcript is spliced from 2 exons. NCBI's taxonomy places the organism in Eukaryota, Viridiplantae, Streptophyta, Magnoliopsida, Malpighiales, Salicaceae. The record is from RefSeq and is a predicted model, not a curated record. Gene Ontology annotation, molecular function: protein binding.